UUAAAAAAAUGACAGUUCAAAUGAAAAAUGUUUAGAAGUUCGUCUUUGUGUUUGUACCAAAACUGAAAUUCUAAGAUUGUUUUUAAUUCAUUGCAUCUGUUUUGUGUGAUUUUGUGACUUGUGUUUGGUUUAAUUAUAAUGACUGUGAACAUUAGGUGACUAAAUAUUUAUAGUGACAACAGACUUCAGCAACGCAUUCCGUGAAAUUCUGAUUGUUUUUAUUAAAACAGGAUCACUUGACUUCUGGGAAUCUCGUAAAGAGUUGUAAGUCGGACCCGAUGAGACCGGCCGAGGCUGAGCGCAGUAGUCCCCGGAUGUCGUGAGCUCUGCCCCCGGGAGCGCACCGUCGCCGUGAUGAGCACAGCCCGCCAACAUGCGUCGGCGGCCAUUUUGAAUCGGCAACGGACACGUUUGACGGCGCGCGAUGGCCGUCGGCGGCGCCCGAGCGUUCAGCCCACCAGCGCAACCACGCGAUUCCACCCCGCUGCUACACUAUGAGAUGUGGAAGCACGGCAAGUGGCGACAAAAAUCCCCACCAAGGACAAACGCAGCUGUCAGAGUUCCCAGAUAGAGAUUGUACAGUGAGACGUUUGGUGACGUUUUGUUUAGUUGGCCUAAGUGUUACUGUGUCGUGUAAAUAUAGUGGUGUGUAGAUGUUAGAGAUGGCUGACGGUAGAGGGUCGCGCGCGCCGCUGCUGGAGUGCGGCGAGUACGCGCACAAGUCGCCCACGCCGCGCUGCUGCCUGUGGCUGGCCAGCCAUGUCAACGUGAGGAAGUGCGUCGCCGGCGUCAUGCUGCUGUCCGUCCUCACCAUAUUCUUCUAUACGUAUUAUGUCACCAUGCCGCUGACGAGUUUAGUAUGGCGCGACCGGGUGCCGCGGCCGCUGUCGCAGUGCUCGCUGCUGGCGUCGCAGCAGCAGACGGCGCGCGACCACCGCUCGGACGCGCGACUGCGCAUCGACGCCAAGGUGCUGGUCAUCGCCGAGUCGCUGUACUCGCGGCUGGGGCGCGACAUCGCCGAGCUGCUUGUCGCCAACCGGAUACGGUACAAGGUAGAAGUCGCGGGCAAAAGUCUGCCAGUACUUACCACCUUGGACAAGGGACGCUACGGUGUGAUCGUGUUCGAGUCGCUAUCGAAAUACGCUAACAUGGACAAGUGGAAUCGAGAACUACUAGACAAAUACUGUCUAGAAUAUUCAGUAGGGGUUGUCGGCUUCGCAACGCCGGGCGAGGAGAGCCUUGUUGGCGCUCAACUGAAAGGAUUCCCACUCUUCAUGCAUACCAAUCUACGGCUUAAGGACGCAGCAUUGAACCCCGCGUCGCCUGUGCUGCGGCUGGCGCGUGCGGGGGAGACGGCCUGGGGCCCGCUGCCCGGCGAGCACUGGACCGUGUUCAGGGCGAACUCUUCAACGUACGAGCCGAUUGCCUGGGCGUUAAGGCAGACAGAUUAUGGAGUCAACGAGGAAAGGCUGCCGUUGGCGACCGUAGUACAAGACCACGGUCGUUUGGACGGCGUCCAACGAGUGCUGUUCGGCUCCGGGCUCCAGUUCUGGUUGCAUCGACUGCUGUUUCUGGACGCGUUAAGCUACCUCAGCCACGGCCAGUUGAGCCUGAGCCUCGACCGCUGGAUACUGGUCGACAUUGAUGACAUCUUUGUCGGGGAACGAGGCACCCGGCUGCAUGAGGAAGAUGUUUCAGCACUGAUGGCAUCGCAGGCGGCCUUACAGCGACUCGUGCCAGGGUUCCGGUUCAACCUGGGCUUCAGUGCUAAGUACUACCACCACGGCACGUCCCUGGAGAACAGGGGCGAUGACGCGCUGUUGAAACAUCGGGAACAUUUUAAUUGGUUUUGCCACAUGUGGAACCACCAGCAGCCUCACCUGUACAGCAACGUGUCGCAACUGGAGGCGGAGAUGAUGCUCAACAAACAGUUCGCGCUCGAGCACGGCAUCCCCACCAACUCGUGCUACUCCGUGUCCCCGCACCACUCCGGCGUGUACCCCGUGCACGAGCCGCUGUACGAGGCGUGGAGGAAAGUGUGGGACGUCAAAGUGACCAGCACGGAGGAAUAUCCGCAUUUACGUCCAGCGAGGUUACGGCGUGGUUUCCGUCACCGAGGCGUCAUGGUGCUGCCUCGUCAGACGUGCGGCCUGUUCACGCACACGCUGCUGUUGGAGCGGUACCCGGGCGGGCGGCAGCGCCUCGACCGCUCCAUCCAGGGCGGCGAGUUGUUCCAAACGCUUAUAAACAAUCCGAUCAACGUGUUCAUGACGCACAUGUCCAACUACGGCAACGACCGCCUGGCGCUGUACACGUUCGAGUCCGUCGUGAAGUUCCUCCGCUGCUGGACCAACGUGCGGCUCGCGUCCGCGCCGCCGCUCGCGCUCGCCGACAAGUACUUCCAACUGCGGCCCGACGAGCUGAACCCACUGUGGGGUAAUCCGUGCGACGAUAUACGCCAUAGAAAGAUAUGGUCAAAGGGCAAAUCGUGCGACACUCUGGACUCUCUACCAAAGGUCCUGGUGAUAGGGCCGCAGAAGACUGGCAGCACCGCCCUUUACACCUUCCUGGCGAUGCAUCCCAACUUGGUGCCGAACCUGCCCAGCGCGACCACUUACGAGGAGUUGCAGUUCUUCAACAAUAACAACUAUCUAAAAGGGUUGGAUUGGUAUUUGAGCUUCUUCCCGGUGAAGCAGAGUAACAGUUCGCAGUUGACAUUCGAGAAGUCGGCGACUUAUUUCGACGGCGAUUUGGUGCCGCGCCGCGCGCACGCCCUCCUGCCUAAUGCGAAGAUCAUCGCCAUUCUCAUCUCACCCUCCAAAAGAGCUUACUCGUGGUACCAACACAUAAGGUCUCACGGUGACCCAGUCGCAAACAACUACACCUUCCACACCGUCAUCACGGCCAACGACUCUGCGCCGAAACCUCUGCGGGACCUCAGGAACCGCUGCCUGUACCCGGGCAAGUACAGCCACUACCUGGAGCGCUGGCUGGGCGAGUACAGCGCGCACCAGCUGCACGUGCUGGACGGCUCGCUGCUGCGCGCCGAGCCCGCCGCCGCCAUGAACGCGCUGCAGAAGUUCCUCAAGAUACCGCACCUCGACUACCAGAAGCUUCUCAAAUAUGACCCAAAGAAAGGUUUCUUCUGCCAAGCAGUGAGCAAUGAGAAAACGAAAUGCCUCGGCAAAUCCAAAGGGCGGAUAUACCCGCCCAUGGAGGAGCGAUCGGCCAAGUUCCUGCGGCGGUACUAUACGCCGCACAACACGGCGCUGUCCAAGUUACUGGUGAGGCUCGGCCGGCCGGUGCCGCAGUGGUUGAAGGACGAACUGUCCAACGGAUAGCAUUUCUUUCAACCUAAAAGGUUGGAAAUGAACAGAAAAGUGCACGGACUGAUCAGAGUAUGCGUCGUCGCGUUAACCUGAAAGCCCAACGCCAUGGUCUAAGAGCCGGCGUUAGAAAUGUACACCCUCAUCUGGUAUUCAUUGGUGCUAUGAAAUAAAUGAUAAAUGGUGAUCACUGUGACACAUUGCAAAUAGGUUUACUAGUUAAAUUGCGGCCAAACACAUUUUUCACACAAAACCUAGGAAACCUUGAACUCGAUCAAAGGCAACCUAUAUAGUUAAAUUGAGCAUAAAAUGAGCUUUCAUUUGACAUAUUAGACGAGUAAAUAACUGAUGAGGGUUUUACAAUAUUACUUAUCUGUUUAUACCUGGCAAAACAGCUGCAAUGUGAAGGCAGGCAACCAUUUAUUUUUUAAUUCUUUUGGGUAUGUUCUAAUAACUAGUGUACGAUUUUUUGUUAUUAAUAUGACGGAAGAAGAUUAUAUAAAUUAAAAAAAAAAAAAUUAUUUAAUACAGUUCGGCCGCAAUUUAACUAGGCAAACUAUGUGUCAAUGUAAAUAUUUUGUAUCAUUUAUUUCUUAUCCCAAUUAAAUAACAGAUGAGGGUAAAUAUUUCUUAUGCCGGAUCUCAUACCACCAGAACAGUCCUAGUUAUGAACUACGGACUUAGUAAUACGUAAAAUGUUGUUUUUAAUGUGUUUUCAAUGUGAGAGUAUCAUUGUUGAGAGAUAUCUUUGUCUAUCGAAUCUUGUAAAAAUAAAAGUUUCAGAGAUUUUAAAUAAAAAUAUAUAUGUAUAUUAUUUAGUAACGAUAAUAAAAUAUUUGCGAGUUUCGAGAGAAUUCGCCAUUUUGUUUUCAUUUUAGUUCACAGUGUUUUCUUAUGUAUGGAAUUCAAUGUUGAGAAAGUACAUAUAAAUAUUGCUUGCCCGAUUUAUUUUUAGAAUAUAAUAUAUAAUUUUAUUAAGACACAAGGCUUCCGCUAUGUUGUUACAGUCUAUAAAUAAAAAUAUUGCAAACAUGAUUUAUUAACUAUUGAUAAAAAGCAAUGCAAAUACUAAUAAAGAAAUCGUAGUUACAUAUUUUUUUUCAUGUGUAAUACUUUUUAUCGAAAAUUUUAUUACAUCUAGUCCACAAUAAUUUAUAAGAUAUUUUUGUGUUUUAUUAAGUCAGUAAAAGUAUAGAUGUUUCAAGGCUUCAAUUCUUUAAAAACAAGAAACCUAAUCGUCACAGUCAUCAAUAGGUGUUUAAGUAAAUAUUAUUUUACCUGGUACCUACGAUUAAAUACAUUUUUCACUGCUCUUCUUAAAAACACUGUCAUAUUACCACUCCACAGCGGGGCUAAACAAGCAUUUCAGCCUCUAGGGGCUAAAGUAAUUUUGAUUUUUUAUUGUUUGUCUGUUACGAGCCUACGAUAAAACGAAAAAGUUUAAUUCGUAAAUAGUCUAAUCGUACUAAAAUAAUGACCUCUAUAAAACGAAGGAGGUUUUAUUCGUAAAUAGAAUCAUCAUAGGUGGGUACGAGUACAUAAUAUUAUAUACUUAUGGCCCUGAUUGUUUGUAAAAAUUUGAAAUUGGAACGAAAUGCAGUGUUCCUGUCAGUGAAAUGCGUAUUUUUUUUUAUUUGAUUUUUAUUUAGUUGCGAGCUGCGUCUGAAAAAUUAUUUUAACAUUGAAUACUGUACUGAAUUAUUUUCGAUCCUAUCGUAGUGAAAAGUAUAGUGUAACACGCGGGGCUAAACCCAUUAUAAACUCAGUUUCUAUUUAACGACCCUCGCCUCACGGCUCGUGCCCUAAAAAUACCUCGUAUAUGAUGGGUCCCUUGUAUACAAACAAUCCACUAUUUAUUCGUUCGUCUAUUAAUGAACGCAAGAUGUAUUUUACUUUACAGUGCGAUUUCACGCCAUUUGCUUCAUAGACACACAACCAAAAUUUGUGUUGCGCUCGUGCCAGCUAAAAAUAAUUUACAUAUCAAACUAUCCCAUCGAGAGGUAAUAAUAAUAUAUCACUGAUACGAAAUGGCAAUAUUUUAUUUGUGAGACUGCAGGGUAUCGGUUUAGGUGCUAUUUGUUAUUACGUUAAGUGUCGCACCGUUUGUGACAAUAGUUUAGUUCGAUAAAGUUAUUAUGUUCCGUUAUACGUGAGUGGUUUGCUUCGCUAAAACUUACGGCACUGAGAUUCACAAGUGAUGGUCAGUCCAUUAAUAGAUGAGAUGAGCUCAAACAACUAAAUAUGUUCAAUUUAACCGAAAUAAAUUUAGCCUCUAACAAAGGGUUCUUGAUGUCAGCCGUCGAUUGAGGGGAAAGGAUUUAGAUUUAUCAUUUGAAUUUAUCUAAUCCAAGAACCGUAAUGGUAUAGUGAUCUAUUUCGGGACACCUCAGAGUAGUUUUGCUAAGACUAUCGAAUAGCACGCUGCGGUAAGGCGAAGUGAAUCUGCGUUGCUAUGCGCUGGUUGGUGCCGAUAUGCGUCGGUUUGCGACGGUAUGCGCCGAUUUGCCAAGCUGUGCCUCUUCACGUUAUAUUUUGAUUAAUAAUAAACGGCACAAAAAAUAUAUUACCUACAUCGAAGACGUUUCGAAUCGACACUACAUAUUUAAACAAAGUAGUGCAAAAGGCAUCGAUCUCCUAUUAAAAAGUGGAUGCACAAUCAGCGACCAAAAAACGUCCCCACUCAAUUGGUGCCAAACACAACUUCUUGGCACUCAAUUCAAGUAGUCUCAUUUGCAAAUUCAACUUUACACUCAAUCCUUAAGAUUGAAUUUGCUCUGUAUCUAGUAUUUUAUUGUAUAAUGGACUAUAUUUAAAGGCCUGUCAAAGGAAAAUUGACCAGUUUGUAAGUGAAAUUUUCUACAUGAUUGUGCGUCCUUUUGUUAUAAGAGGUCAAUGGCAAAAGGUCAAAAUGGACAUAUAUAGUGCUUUAUUUGGCUGAGUUACGAUCAGUUUGUUAGAUCGGGUAUGACUCGUCUAUAUAUUUUUUAAUUGCUUAGAUUUAUCUACCUCCUCACGCUCGCUACAGUGAUUAGAAUCUCUUAAGUCGCAAAUAUUACUUUUGCGACCCUAAGCGUACUGUUCAAUGUCUUACAAUAUCAAUAUUAAAUACUUCAAUUCAAGCAAUCGUUCGCAGUCUUGAAGGCUUCGCUUUUAUCGGAGUAAAGAAUAACCCACUUUCAAGUUUCAAUUUAAUGAAAAAGCUUGUGCACAUUGAACAUUGAACCAAUUCGAUUAUAAUUUAUGUUCCCGGGGAAUUCGGCCGCGUGUAAUUUUUUCUAUCACUCGAGAACAAUAUUGGUUUUUUUUUAUAUAUGAAAGGUUUCCUUUUUUUGUACUUCUGACAAUGCAAUCAAAUGCUUGGCAAUAUUAUAUGGUGAUCGUUUGACGACUAGUAAGGUUUGCAAGCGUAACAAUAAGACAACAUUAAAAAUUUCAAAAUUUGUUUAUUUCAAGUAGGCUUAGUUUACCAGCACUUUGGAACUUCAACUUUGACCAUUUGUAGUGAUAAGCACCGUUUUGGGAGGCAGGUAUAGCUAAGAAGAGCCGGCAAUAAACAAUAUAACAGUAUUGCCGGUGUCUUUAAUAUAUAAGCUCUAAGCAAAUCUACUCGCUAGAAUGCUCGCCAGAACGCUCUCUAGAAUGCUCGCUAUAAUGUUCUCGUAGUUGUUCUGUGAUGUAACAUCGCAUGAAUGCUCAUUACAAGUGAAUCCUCAAGUCUCUCAGCACCUUAAGCCGCAGAUUUCUAUUCACAGAUCGCAUUCCGAUUGUGGCCAUACACUCGCGUAAAACGAAACAUAACAAUGUCUAGUGAACUCACACAGACGCGUCGAACGAGUACGUAACUGGAUUCGUCGAUCUUUCGAUCGUUCGAAUUUUUAUGAAAGAUCCCAUUUCUUAAUGUUUGAUGUUUGAAAUUUGAACGCGCAAAUAAAUACCUAGUAAUUAAUAAUAAUCAAUAAUAAUAAUAAUAAUAAUAAUAAUUUAUUUGCUGAAACUGUGGGUUACAAUGGUUCUUACACUAUAGAUAAAAAAAUCCAUCACAAUUUACUGAUAUAUCAGCGUGCAAAUAUUUACAGAAAUUUACAAUAAUUUAUUAUACCUACAAUUAUAAAACGUCAAUAUUUAUACAUUACAAAAUUUCAUGUCAUUCAUGUACUCGUCAACACUAUAAUAAUUCUUAUUAUUUAAAAUGGAGAAGAUUAUUCGCUUAAACUUUAUUAGGGGCAUAGUUUUAUAUGAUUCUGGAAGCUUAUUGUACAAAGAAACAGCCAUACAGAAGCAAUUAUUUGAGAGAAGAACCAGCCGUCUCGGUGGCACACAGAUUUUAUUUGGUUGCCUGCCCCACCAGUUUGGGCACAUUAGUUUUUUGGCAGGGAAUGAUAUUUUAUACUAGAGAUGGAGCACUAGUACAUCAAAACUGAGGCGGAAAAAUGUGGAAUAUUGACUUGAUUUCAUUUAGUCGCUUAAUAAACAACGAACGUUAUACAAAUAAUACAUAAAUAUCGUUUUAAUGUCGAGUUGUGUGUUCAGGAAGUGUAAUAACUGUAUAUACAUAAAUAUAUAAUGGAAUUAAAGACAAAAUUGUGCAUGUGUGCGCUCAGUGGUGAUUUUGUAGGGACGUAACCUAUCUAUAGUAUAAAAUUAUCAUUGAUAAUAUAUUUUUUUUUUUUUUUUAAUCUCAUUUGUUGUUGAAUUCCGGGUAUGCAUAGCAACAGUUGGCAAAGCUACUUAGUGUCUAAAUACAAUCUUUGUUUAAAUGACUAGCUGCCUUCAUUAAGGUUCAUUCAUACAACUGAAUGAAGGUCGCUACGUAGCGCUUAGGCAGAAACUAUACAAGCACAAGCACCUGGUAAUCCCCAGGUUAAAAUAAUUUACAUAAUUAAAAUUAUCUAUUUAUUUAUAUCCAUCUAAUUCAAGGCUCGCUCGGACACGCUUAAUUUAGUAUUUUUACAUUAAACGUACCUGAUACAAUUUUUACAUUUUAUAGCUAAUUUUAUAUUUAAUACCUACUGUAACUAGUUGAUUAUUAUACUCAAAAUUCUCUUAAUUUUCCCUCAGUGUCAUCGCUUACAUUUAUAAAAAUAAUACAGACAAAUAUGUAUAGAGAUAUAUUGUACACAACCAAAAAUCUUUGUAUCAUUCAAACUCAUCUCAUGUCAAACAGGCGCCGAUGACUCUAAUUUCCGAAACACGCCGAGUUAUGGUAGGCGUCCACAGAAACACAUCGUACUUAUCGGACGCAUCGCGUCGAAAGAAUUUUUAAUUUUACGGUAGAUAAAAUCCGUUCGAUGCGAUCCGUACGAUGCCGAUCAGUGGACGCACUUGUAUGACUUUGUAUACAAAGAAUAAGGACUCCGCGCCACUAAACAAAUCCCGUAGACGCGGCGCUAAUGUCUUAGGGGCUCUCAUUUGCAUUUAGUAAUGGCGGUCGUAUUGUCAUUUGUGUAAGGCGCUGUCAAUUUUAGUUUAGGUUUUAGCCGCGGGACUUAUUUCGUGGCGUGGAGUUUAAAAUACGUUUGAUGCGCUGUGCCCGAUGCGUACGACGCGGAUUUGUGGACGCCUGCCUUUAGUGAACAACCCCGCAGAAUCGAGAAAAUGCACGAGGUGUACUCUACAAAUUUUAUUCUCCAUAAGCAUUUUAUUUUAACCGUGCCUAUCUAUAUUUAAUUUUAAUUAAUAGCUUAAUUUAAUUACUGUCAAAUUAACUUAUUUAUUUUUAUUUAUGGGUCAAACAGUUCAUUUAGAUUGAUUAGGGAUUUUUUAGAGUUGAAAUACGUAGUUAAGGAGUCGAAUUAAAAAGUGGUACAAUCUUGCCCACUCCUUACCAGCUUUUCGGUAAUUGGGAAAUUAAGAAUUCAAAUUUUCGUUCAGUUUGGGUUAUAUUAACGUGACUUUUUUCAACUAUCAGAAAAUAUUUCUUACACGCAAAUGUAACAAAUAUUUUCUCAAUUAUUGCAACAUUGACCCUGAUUUAUCUAGAUGCCCCAAUAAUCUGACGGCAGCUAUAUUGAAUUUUGAUUUAUCAUUUUAGUAUAGUUUAUGUUAAUACGAUCAAGCCCCAUUUUAGCGAUCAAUGAAAUGUCCUAAUCAAUAAUGUAAGACGCAUUUUUUUUUUUAAGAUUUUUGUACUAGUUUAUAUAAUUUAUGCGCACGUAAUGCAUAUUUGGCCCACUAAGUUACCUUUUACUACGGACACUUAUAAUGAAGUAGAUGUCCGAACUGUAAUAUAUUCUACUACAAAUCAAUACUACCUAAUGCAAAUACAUCGGCAUUUUUUAUUUUUUUUUGUUUUGUAUACUGACUAACUAUCUAUUGCUUUCUGUAUUCGGGCUCACAUUUUGUAUAAAGGAGUGUAAUUGUGACGUCACAGUGUAAGCAUAAAAAUAUCUGGAAUAUAUUUUGAUACGCAUGAAUUUAUUGGCGAGGGGAUAUAUUACGGUCUGAAGUUUGUUAACAGAACUAUAUGAAGUAGACGUUGGUACUUAAAAUUUCUGAUAGUAGGGGAGCCCGGGAUGCUAAAUUUGCAGUUACUAAAGCGUCAUUGGAAUCAGAUUUGGUAGAUUAGAUGAUAGCAAGAAUAAAUGGUUAUAUACUUUUUUCGAUUUCAGCGGUGAGGAAAAAAAUUACAGACUUUGAAGGCAUUUGGAACCCUCGCAUUCCAUUACGUUACGCUCAAAUCGUCAGAUUUUCGAAAUGCACACCCUUUAGCUAUCAACUUACCUCCUUAAUCUGACGUGCUGGUUGAGUAUUUUUGAAGUUGUUUUUUUUUUGGUUGCCCUAAACAUCCCCACCAAUAUCAAGGGCGCAUAUUUGGUGGAGGUACUGAAGAACGUGCAAGGUAUACUCCCUUAUGUAAUAAGGGUUCAUCUGCCGCGCUCGAGUAACUGCAAAAAUCCCCUCUUCGGCUCCUCUACUAUGACUUGUAAAAAUGUUCAUUUAAAAUAAUAGACUAUGUAUAUUGUGAAAUAACGAAGUGAAUAAAUUGUAAAUUAUUAUUAAUGUUUUUUUUAUAAGUAUGUAUUAUAUUGAAUAUUAUAAAAUAUAUUCUUUCUGUUUUUUUAAAACAAAGCUUUAUAGAUUUAGAGUUUUAUGUCUACACUUCAGAGAUUUUUGAUGAAUUGUGAAGUGAUUGGUGUGUUACGUAGAAAAUGGCCUUAAAAUUUUCUAUAGGUAAGAUUCUGUUCCAUCUAGUUCAAGUGUAAAUGAUUAUAAAUGUUUCUGCAUUUUUUUUUUUUAAAUAUUAGGAUUUGUUUAUGAAUAAUGAAUCUAAGGAUCUGUUGUAUGAAGGAGAAUAUAUUUUCAUUAAAUUGUAUAGUUAUAUUCAUUUGUUAGAUGAUAUUAAUUAACUUUCAUAUUGUAACACGUGGAUCAAAAAUGUAAUUUUAAUUUCUUUUCAGGCUAUAUCUUACUUCGUUUUGUUACCGAAUAAACCUCAUCCGCUGAAAAAGCAUUAUACAUCUUUAUUAAAUGAUAAUUAUUAUGUUCAUUUGAAUAUAAGAGCUAAGUAUAUAAUUUUUCAAAUGACUGCUAUUAAAAUGUGUUCUUUAUGAAAAAUUAAUACAUCACUUAUUUUAUUAAAUGAUUUAAAAAGUAUAA
Molecule: messenger RNA, 10922 nt
Organism: Bicyclus anynana (squinting bush brown)
Lineage: Eukaryota; Metazoa; Arthropoda; Insecta; Lepidoptera; Nymphalidae
Gene: sfl
Product: bifunctional heparan sulfate N-deacetylase/N-sulfotransferase
Exons: 15
Coding region: 654-3341 (895 amino acids)
Cellular component (GO): Golgi apparatus
Molecular function (GO): deacetylase activity; heparan sulfate N-sulfotransferase activity
Source: RefSeq, a predicted model, not a curated record